AUGGCUGAUUCGCCUCGCAAAAGGUACUCACGGUCACCUUCACCUUUGGGAGCCCAAUCCAGGUCCAGAUCGCGGUCAAGGUCAAGGUUGAGGUCCAGAUCUAGAUCCUGGUCUAGGCCGAGGACCGGCUUUCGGGGCAGAUCAAGGUCCAGGAGUCGUGGCAGGUUUGUUUAUGACUUCCAUCUUCUUCCAUUAGUAUGGGCAUCUUGUUAUAACUGCACUUUUAAGGUGUGGAAGCCACAUCCAUGUCUCAUGGAUGGUUGGUGUCUUCAGGACUCUUUCUCAACCAUUGACCAAUUUCGCAGGAAUGAAGUUGAAAAUCCUGGAACUACACUUUAUGUGACUGGCCUAUCUACGAGGGUCACAGAAAGAGAUCUUGAAGACCAUUUCUCCAAGGAAGGAAAGGUUGCUUCAGUUUUCCUGGUUGUGGAGCCCCGCUCACGAAUCUCUCGGGGUUUUGCUUUCAUAACGAUGGAUAGUCUUCAAGAUGCUGAGCGUUGCAUUAAAUAUCUUAAUCAGUCAGUUCUCGAAGGGCGAUACAUAACUGUGGAGAGGUCCCGGAGGAAACGCGCAAGAACUCCCACACCUGGUCACUAUCUCGGGCUGAAAAGCACAAGGGACCAGGGCUAUCGUGGUGACCGUGGCGAUCGUGGUAGGUAUCAUGGUGGCUCUAGUCGCGAUGACUAUGGAUACCGUAAAUCUCCCAGGCGCUCACCCUUUCGGGGUGGUCGUGAGUACUCUCCUAGGCAUUCACCCUACGGUGGAAGGUCAAGAAGGGAUCGGUCCAGGUCAUAUUCUCCUUAUCAUAGCCCCGAAAGGAACUAUGCUCGUGGCUCUAGCUCAAGCCAUUCUGGUUCAGAGUAUAAGCCUGUAGGAUCUUCUCCGCCUGUGAUUGUGGGCAAUAAGCCCUUGGCUUUGGAUUUGUCUGAAUGGAUGGCUGGCUGCCUUCGUCUGCAGACACGAGUACUGUGGUAUCGGGUUGGUCUGUAUUGUAGAAUUCUGGUUGUUGGAGAUAUUGAAAGUUUUCACUUGAGAAUGGAAUCGGAUCAUUACACUGACCAUGAAGAAGAAGAAGAAGAAGAACAUAUCAUCGGUGAUUGCCUCGUCUUCGAAGAAGGCAUUUUUGAAGACCCAUUUCUCAAAGAAACAUUCGAACCCAGUAUUGAUAAACCCCAAAACCGAAAAUCUAAAAUUGAAGUUGAGCCUGAGAAUUUGGUUCCAGAGAACUGGAAAGAAGCUCAGGCGGCGAUCAACAUUACGAAGAAAGAAAGGCGAAAAAUUGCGCAGCAAUUGGAGUUUGGUAGUAGGGUAGAGAAGAGGAAGCAAGGGUUGAGGCCUAUAGGGAAUGUGAGUUUGGAGGAGUAUGUUAAGCGUAGGGAUGAUAAUUUGGCCCAAUUGAACCCCGUUGUUCUAGAUAAUCCAAAUUUUCUUGCGCGUAUUGGGGAGUUGAGGGAUGGUGAAGUGGGUAGCUCAGUUUCGAAUAGUAGAGUGGCACCGAGGAAUCCAAGGCUGGCGGUGUAUGGUGGUACUUUGGAUGACAUUUCAGAGUUUUUCAGUAGUGGGAAUUAUGAUCCUAGUACUGCCCAGAAAUCAGAAGGUCCUCGUAAGUUGUUUACAAAGGACGAAAAAACUUUAUUGAAUAGGCGGAUACCUGAUCUUGCUGCUGCCACCUCUGGCAAAUGGCAACCUUUGCACACUCUUGCUGCAUCUGGAGAAUUUUACCUUGUCAAUGUUUUGUUGAAGCACUGCAGUGAUGUCAAUGUCCCAGACAAGGAAGGAUUGACUGCACUUCACAAAGCAAUUCUUUGCAAAAAGCAUGCUAUUUUUAAUUAUCUUUUGAGAGAAUCGGCAAAUCCAUUUGUUCGCGAUAAGGAAGGGGCUACCUUGAUGCACUAUGCUGUCCACACGGCAUCAAGUCAGAUGAUAAAAAUUCUUCUGUUGUAUAAUGUUGACAUAAACCUCGCGGACAAUGAUGGGUGGACGCCAUUACAUGUAGCUGUUCAAUCCCGCAGAACAGAUAUUGUGAGGCUUUUGUUAAUCAAGGGAGCUGAUAAGACCUUAAAAAACCGGGAUGGUUUAACCCCACUGGACCUUUGCCUUUAUUCUGGUCGAGACACAAGGACUUAUGAGCUCAUCAAGCUGAUGAAACAGUUUCCCAGCCACCCCAAACUGGUCUGA
Ilex paraguariensis (yerba mate) is the source of this 2178-nucleotide messenger RNA. The record is from the annotation of a GenBank genome assembly. NCBI's taxonomy places the organism in Eukaryota, Viridiplantae, Streptophyta, Magnoliopsida, Aquifoliales, Aquifoliaceae.